This is a messenger RNA of Didymosphaeria variabile, 1467 nucleotides long. RefSeq lists its product as uncharacterized. The record is from RefSeq and is a predicted model, not a curated record. Gene Ontology annotation, molecular function: ATP binding; ATP hydrolysis activity. Gene Ontology annotation, cellular component: mitochondrial inner membrane. Gene Ontology annotation, biological process: protein insertion into mitochondrial inner membrane from matrix; mitochondrial respiratory chain complex III assembly. The coding region runs from base 1 to 1467 and encodes 488 amino acids. Lineage: Eukaryota; Fungi; Ascomycota; Dothideomycetes; Pleosporales; Didymosphaeriaceae. The transcript has a single exon.
AUGGACUUCACACGACUCAACAGCCUGAAGUUCGACCUCUGGUCUACCAACGCUACCCUACCUAGCCUUCCAUCGACGCUUCUCGAUGCUCUCAUACCAGGCUAUGGCAUCUUCUCUCAGGUUAUCUUCCGUCUUCUAGGUUUCGACAUCGGUCUCCUAGUCUCCGGAUGCCUCGUAGUGAUCGGUCUCAGCAAAGGAGGACAGUAUCUCUACCACCGCGCCUUUGCAAUUUUCGCCAGCUACUUUAUGUCUUCGGUACAGAUUGAAGAUGAAGACCAGCUGUUCCGGCAGGUGGUAGAGUGGAUCGCGGAGCAGAACAUGACGCGAGUGUCGAGGGACCUGAUGGCAGUGACUAAGUGGGUGAGCGCGUACGAGGACAGCGAUGAGGAGCAGAACGCCAAGGAUGAGGAUGUGUUAGAUGAGUCUGGCAUUUUCAAUUACGAAAAAUGGGCGAGUAAUAUCCCACCGCGGUAUGAACCCAACUUUGGGAGCGAUAAGUUUUGGUACCGAGGCCGCAUGUUCACCUUCUCGCGCACGAAGAAGGAGAAGCCAAGGAGUAUCUGGAACAGCUCGGAUACCCAGUUUCUGGUGAUUCAAUGCGUGGGCAGGAGCACGGAGCCUAUCAAGGAGCUUCUAAACCACAUCAAGAGGUGGACGCUUACCAAGGAGCACAAAAUGACGAGUGUGUACCGGCCGGCACCGAAGGAAGAGCGCAGAGACUGUGCGUGGGACAGGCAGUCUUGCCGUCCUUCGCGACCCAUGAGUACUGUCUCGCUAGACCAGGAGCAGAAAGCUAAGAUCGUCAUGGACAUCAAUGAGUACCUCCAUCCCGCCAGCGCUAGAUGGUACGCUGCUAGAGGUAUUCCCUACCGUAGAGGCUACCUAUUCUAUGGUCCACCUGGAACUGGCAAAACAAGUCUUUCCUUCGCACUUGCCGGUAUCUUCGGCCUCGACAUCUACUGCAUCUCGCUCAUGGAGAUUGGUCUCACUGAGUCCGACCUGAACAAGCUCUUUACCACGCUGCCACGCCGCUGCAUCGUCCUGCUCGAGGACAUCGAUUCAGCCGGUCUCCGCCGCACUGAUGACUCCCCAGCACCCAUCGACGCCGAUUCUAGCAGCGACGGCACGCCCUCUGAAGACGGCGUCAAAGUUGAAGCGCUGGCCAAACUACCAGGCGCAGCUCUUCAGGGGCCAGGCAUCAAGUCGCUAAUCUCGCUUUCCGGCCUUCUCAACACCAUCGACGGGGCUGCGUCCCAUGAAGGGCGCGUCCUGAUCAUGACGACGAACCACCCCGAGAAACUUGACCCUGCGCUCAUCCGCCCCGGCCGCGUAGACCUUCAAGUCCAAUUUACGCUCGCGACGCGCUCGCAGACCCGCGACAUCUUCAAGCGCAUGUUCAGCACCACCUCUUCGUCUCCCCCUCCCCAGCCCAACCCCCAAGCCCUCCAGACCUUCCACACCCACUAA